This is a messenger RNA of Asterias rubens (European starfish), 5563 nucleotides long. RefSeq lists its product as uncharacterized. The record is from RefSeq and is a predicted model, not a curated record. Lineage: Eukaryota; Metazoa; Echinodermata; Asteroidea; Forcipulatida; Asteriidae. Bases 297 to 3107 code for a protein of 936 amino acids. The transcript is spliced from 9 exons.
UCAUACACAAUGCACACAUGGCAUAAUGGAAUGUGUAAUUUGUAAAGGAGAUUUACAAUCAAUCAAACAAACACAUCGUCCCAUCGAAGUUCCUGAUAGACACCACAUAUGACACAUUACAGCCUCCAUGAUGACGUAACUUUACAACCCUUAAUUAAAUUAUAGAAAUUUGCAAUGGACUGUUUAUUUGGAAUGAGAUCAACUGAAGUGGGAAGCGACUGGUGAGAUAAAAGAUUUCUGCAAUUUAAGACGCAACAGAAAAGGAAGAAUACUUUUUGGUGUUCAAAAAGUUUAUAAUGGCUGCUGAGAAGUGUCUGUAUGCGUACGACUAUGUGGACUUAAAGGAUCGGGAAUAUGUCAAGAAACAUGCAAAGCAACGUCAUCUUGGUGAUAUUGAAGGGAAGCAUCGUUACCGGUCCCGCCCAUCCACGGCGACUGUCGUCAAUUCCCUCGUCAACCUAGACUUCCCAGAAACCAGAGCGAUAAACACUACCACAGCGAGUAACAUCAUCUCAGAUCAACGCAAACAGAUCAGAAACCGCUAUCAAAAGACACAAUGGAAGGAAACAUUGAGUGAAUGGAGUCGGCCAUCUUCAUCACUGGAGGAGAGAGUUCAAACACCAGUUGAGGUUGAACAGCGCCCUCAUACAUCAGCAGCAGUCUCUAUACCAGAUGGGUCAAGACAGCUUCAGAUGAGUUCCACAACACUGAGACCAUUCAGUACAGGAGCGAUCCACCGACCUUCCCGUAAACCCCCACAGGCCUCAGGCUUCAUGUGGGUCAGGAUGAAACAAAAUGGCAGCUCCAGCGGUAGCAAGAUCCAAUUCAAGCAAAUCACAGAGGAGAUCAGACAGCAGUGGGAGGAAGAAGAUAAGAAAGAGCGGGUAGAUUCUCGGAGAGAAAGGAGUCAGACUCCAAGGAGGUAUGAUUCCUUCGCUGGACAGUGGCUUAGCUUCGCUGCUGGUGGGAUGGACGGACAAGAAGAUGAUCAUGGGAAUAGCGGCGGGGUGGUGGAUGCUUUCACUGGGGAGAGAAACUCGGAGUAUUACAAUAUCGAGGGAAGCAUUGGAGCUAAUGUAGCGACUCAGCUUCGCAUCGGCAACAAAAUACGUGUUGGUGUUAAUGGCAAUGUGCAAUCGGACAGUCUGAGGGUACGACGAUGGAGAAAGGAAGUAGAAAGUUCAUCAAAUCGAGCCGAGUCGAUAGUGUCUCUUGAUUCCAUGACGACUUGUGACUCAGACCUCUUCAGACUGAGCGGGCAGAUGGGAAAGCCAAAGAAGAAGAUGCCAACUUCUAUUGUACCCCUGUGCUGGGAUGAGCAACUACAGCAGACUGACGUUAAGGUUCUAGAGGCCAAGGAAAAACAAUCACUGGCUGCCAAACUGGACCUCUCUGAGAGACAUCCAGUUGUGUUUGAGAAGUUGAUCAAAGAUGACGCCCGUCCCAAGAGAGGCCCCAAGUUGGAGACGUAUCGACUAAGUCACCGCACCAAGAAUAAAAGAAACCUUGACGGCACUGAGAGCCUCAGCAAUCGCAUUACUGUCAUCACCGUGGAUCAAAUCGAUGAAGAUCGAGAAUCCUUAAACUCCAUGGACUAUGAGGAGAUUCUGCAGAGGAGUCUGGACGUAGAGCAGUCUCCUGAAGAGGAAGGCUCGUCAUCUUCGCUGCGGUUCGGUGAGGACCUGAAACGAGGCUCCGUAGUAUCAUCAAUGCUUGGGGAGGUAUUGCUGAGUGAAUCGGAAAAUACAACCACAUCAGGGUUGCUGGAGAAGCCUGUCACACCGCGUAGCAGCCCUCACCAAUCAUACCCAAAUAGCGAUACAGGACUUACUACUCAAAGCAUCAACCCUAAGCCUCGCUCGAUACCCUUGACGAGCCCAGUCCCCAGCUCUCCAAGUAUUGUCAGUGGCCGGCCAUGGACAGGAUCCCAGAAGUCACAGCGAGCACAAUCGAGCAACAGUAAGGGCAGAUAUCCCUUCAGCCCCGCCCCAACCCCAAGGAAUCUCAACAGCCCUCAUCCAAAUCUAGCAAAACCAGGACAGUUGCCCAGGACAGGUGUGUCGAGUAUUAACCCCGGUGUACAAGAUGGCGAGCAUGAAUACAUCAAAAUCUCGCAGCAGAUUCUCCCAGGAUCUGAACGGACCAAUUCAAGAGCUGAGAACCUGGCUGCCAUUGCUCGUGUCAGUGAGAGGAACGUUUACGAGGAUAGCCACGAUGACUCGCAAAGUCUCGGUCAGAAUCCUUCCAUUGCUAGUUUUGAUAGUGUAGAUAGUAUGAAUGUUGAAGGGGAUCGUGGUGGAAAUCGCCUUCCUGAUGAUGUGACUACGAUGACUGAUCCACCCUGCAGCUGCAGUCCGGAGGCAAAGAGGGUCAUGUCUGCAGCCAUUUCAAGAGUCUCUCAUUCCUCCUCGACUUUCAUAAAUAUCCCAACGGCGGACAUGAACACAAGUCUGUCGGAUUUAAAUUCCAUUUCUGAUAUGGACCCCAUGGCUUCCUACUCCUCAUUCCGUGGGAGUCUGAGCUCUGAACUUGGCGAAGCAAAUGAUCUCACACUUGAGGAAGGUGAUAUGUCUCCCCUGAAGGACUCUAAUGACAACCAUCUCUGUGAGUCAAAUAAUGAACAAGAAGGUUUAGCGACUGUAAGCUCUGCGUCAAGCACCUCUUCAAAACGUCAACCUCAUGAAACCCAUGACGACAUUGGUUAUGUAAUCAACCAGGUGGAUGGUCUAGACCUAAGGAAUUCUGACAAUGAGGUUCUUGAACCUCAACGAAAACCAGCUUCUGCUAAGAAGUCCAACCGGAUGGUGACAUUUGCCGAGGAGCUCCCUUCUGUCCCAAACUGUACCCCUGAGUCGACUCCAAGAGACCCCACAGACAUUGACUCUGUAAAGAGUGAUUUUGAUGAGAGGAUCGACUCAGAGAUUACCAGGAAUGAAACUAAAAGUAAUCCUGGAAGGCCCUUGAGCGCAGAGUCCAAUCAGUCAUCGAAGGCAGAGGAACUUAACGCCCUCAGAUCAAAGAUAAAAUCGGAUCUGGUUGAAACACAGGAGGCAACGCAAACUGAUAUUAAAGCGCUUAAUGUACAAAGAAGUAAUGGGCAUACAUGACUGUGUUUCAGUGACACCAGUUGUGACAACACUUUAACAAAACUUUUUGGAGCUUAAAAACGUGAUGCAUUUUCUGACAACUGUGCUCACGAUACUUCAACCCCCCCCCCCCCCCCACAACAAAGUCUUUCAAUUUAAGUUUGAAGGUGCUAUGAUUUGAGAGAUCCCCAAGUUUUUCGAUGCAGUAUCAGCAGUUUUUACUUUAUUUCUCCACCCUUCAAGGGAGAACCUUUCCAAAUAUUUAGGCCUGCUAGGAUUUCAUCACUGAAAUGCAGAGGUGGUGGGUUUUGGAUCCCAUCCAAGUACUGUGUGGAAUGUGUUUAUCGCAGGAUUGGGGAAUCAUUGAUAAUACAUUGCUUUUGUGUAUCUUCUCAAAAGGAAAAUUGGAGCAAUAUUUUAAAAGAGGAAAAUUAGAAGUGAACAAAUUGGGCUUGUAACUUUGAAGGUGGCAUGAAAGUUUGGAUUUUAGAAGGGUGGAUUUUCUCAAAUCAAACCCAGUCACUCUGUUCAGGCAUCAGGUAUAAACUUAUGAACAAAAACUGCAAAAAAUGAGAUUGGUUUCUUUUGUUUGACCAUGUCUAACGCUAUGUACAAUUAAAGAUUUUUAUUUUAUUUUAAGAAUAGCCAAAGAUUUGUUUGCCGUGAAGUGUUAAAUUGUACAGAUAAAUAACCUAAAGUAGUGAGGGAUUAUUUGAUGAUGCGCAAUAGUUUCAUGAAGGGUUUAAAUUAAAGAGUAUUAAUUCAAUUAUUUCAAUAUUCUUUGUGAAAGGUUUAUGAUCUUUCAUCUAUGGGAAUUCAAAGAGACUGUGUAUGCCCUCUCGUGGUGACGUCAUGCACCUCGGGCCAGCCUCAAGUGACCCAUUCCACAAGCACUGAGGACUGACCCGGGUGAGCCCCUGGAAUGACGUCAACGCUAUUUGAACAUACCAGGGGCAGACCGGGGUCAACUCGGGGAAGCUAAUAUCUAACGCACCCAUACAUGUAGUCAAUUAACUGGUACCCUAUCCUUAUCAUAUUCUGUAUCAGCUACAUAAAGCUGAAACCAGUCUUGUGGUUCUGGCUACCAUUGAAGUGUUAGCUUCUAGCCAUACACAGGGUACCAAUAAAUAUAAAGUGGAGUCUGACUCCUUUUUUUAAUACCAAGUUAUUAACAGAAAGGGAACUUGGCUAGGUUAGUUUUUAAAUAGGUUUGGGUUUUAACAGGACUUGAACCCACGACCAGACCAACAUAAGGGUGCUUCACGGGGCUAUCCAGUCUUAUUGGUGGUCUCCCUUUUAAUAAAUAUCUUUGUUCUUGGGUGCCAGUCAGAAUCCUAAGAACAAAGAUAUUGGCUAAUCAUAGGGAGACGGCAAACAUAGGGCUGGAUAGCUCAGUUGAUUGAGCAUUGGCAGAGAGACAGUACCUUAGAGCAUUGGUAGAGCGCCGGUACCUUGGUUCUGGUGUCGUUGGUUCAUAUCCAGCUCCAGUAAAUUUUUCUUUGUUCAAACAGGGAUGAAGAGUUCUACUAACCAAACUUGCCUUUCAUUCUUUACUAAAAUUUGUAUAUUACUUCUUCACUUUAAAGAUAUUUAUAUUUUUUUUAGUUAUAUCUCAACAGUCAGAUGGUUGAUUUUGAAAAGAAUAAAUUUUGUGAUAAAAAGCAAAACAUGUUGUGUACAGUUAGAACAGAGUCUGGAAUUGGUUUGCUAUUAUAUUGACAAGUAAUUAAACAGAUUGUUUCUCUUAAAUAGAAAUAAAAUAAGGUACAUGAAAGGCUAGUGUAAAUUUUGACUUUUGACCCAAACCCUGUUCGCAAGCCUUCCUUUCACUUCCACUUCUUAUAUAUCGCAAAAAUUCUAAAACAACAAGAAAGCUUGCAGUUGUAGUUUGCCCUCUUGCACUUCAGAGCUACAAACUAUACAAAGAUUCACGUACAAGUAAAUACUUUUAUUUUUAUGGAACUUUCUGCAGAAUCAGGGAGAGUUUGCAGCUUUGUUGAAAUCAAUGAAACCAUCCUGACGCAGAACCUUUAGUCUAACCCCAUUUUAUGACUGGCUUUUUAGGUAUUAAAUUAAAGUUGAAACCAUACGGAACAUGACAAACAUGGCUGUCUGUUUUGAACAACUUCCCAUGGAUAAUUCACAGCACACACAGUCGAAUACUACUCGUACCAAACUCCUACAGUUUAUUGGCCAAAAUACUCUUUACUUUUUGAAUACACACAGUCUUGUUUAUGAUAUUAACACCUUUCUAAACACACAAAACUAACAAAGUGUUAACUCGGCAACCUUGUUUGACAUAAUUUCCAAACUUAUGAAAAUAUGUAAAAUAGGGUAUCCCUGUUGCUGGAUACACCUUAGAAAGUAAGAUAGAAAACAAGGUAAUGAUCCGGGCCCCCGAUUUCAUAGAACUGCUUAAGCAGAAAAUAAUGCUAACCAAUUUUCUGUUAAGCAAAAAUAGCAGGAUACUAGUCACA